Molecule: messenger RNA, 1845 nt
Organism: Cyprinodon tularosa
Lineage: Eukaryota; Metazoa; Chordata; Actinopteri; Cyprinodontiformes; Cyprinodontidae
Product: zinc finger protein 90-like
Exons: 3
Coding region: 796-1800 (334 amino acids)
Cellular component (GO): nucleus
Source: RefSeq, a predicted model, not a curated record
AUUUUUUUAAUAUAAUACAUAUAUAAAUGUAUAGAAAUAAUAUGAUCUAAAUAUUCUAACAUUUUUAAUGAUAUAUUUUAUUAUUUAAAGGAACAUUACCAAAUUGUGCGUUUUAUAAUUUAUUAGAAUGUUAAAUUAUUCAAUGAUGUUAAAUAAAUAAUUUGUACAUCUACGGUAUGUUUGUGUAAUGUUGCAUUCAGAUUUAUUUAUCAAACGGUAUAUUCAUUUAUUUGAUUUUCUCUAUUUUCACCCUCAAUAUUUAAUAGAAUGUGCUGAUAUGAGCAGUUAGGGUCUGAUAUCUAGUUAACUCAAGUAAAAUUACACUUUCUUUUCCAAAUACCAAUUUCAGUAUGUUGUUUACUGUUCCAACAAUUAAUAUAGAGGCAAUAAAUCCUAUUUUCAUUAAGUUUGCGGCUCUCAUAAGCAAUUACAAAAUGUAUGAAGAAAAGAUCUAAAAGGGUUAAUUAUAGUUAAAGAUACUUAAUUGAUCCUGAAGGAACAUUAAACAAAUGUAUUUCUGCUCAAUGACUGUAAGAAUCUAAAUAAAAAAUAGAAAUGAAGAUUAAUAAUCAGCCGUUGGAAUCAAACCUCUUGUUUUGAACCUGGAAUGUGCCAUUUGUAUUUUUCUCCAGCAGGUGGCAACAGUGAGUUGAGACGCUACUUAGAAACCCCUGCGUCAAACAUGAAGAAGAAUCUUAGCUUCCACUGGCAGAUUGGAUGAGUGAGAAUUUUCACCUGCACACUCAUUAACAGAGUUAGCUUUGCUUUGUUGUUUUAUGUGUCUUUCGAGCAACAAUGCCCACCUCUCGGUCGCUGAGAGAGAUUAUUCGGGCGCGUCUGACCGAUGCUGCUGAAGAAAUAUUCACAGAGUUUGAUAAAAUCAUCGUCAAGUAUGAAGAAGAGCUGGAUCGUCAUCGAAGGCUGCUGGAAAUCAGCUGGAAACCUGAAACAAACCUACAGAGGAUAGAAAACCAACAGCAAAUUGUCCAAAGGGAGGAUAGACUUCAUCUUCACCAUUGUUUCUGCAACCAGCAAAGACUCAACCAAGAGGAACCAGGGCCUCCACAAUUAAAAUACCGACAAGAAACAGUCAAACCUCUCCAGAUUCAAGAAAACAACGAAGAACUAGAUCCUGUGGGGGGAGAAGAAAACCCAGAUGAAGGUGAAGCAAUACAGAUUGUCGAAUACCAGGUGGAACCAGCAUCACCCACGAUAACGGAUAAUCAAAAAGCAGCGCCUUGGGAGCUAAAAGAGGAUCAAGCAAAACUAGAAUUUCUGAAAAGAAGAGUGGAACAGGAGGAGCCAGAAUCUACAGAAAUAAAGGAUGAACAGGAGGAACUCUGCAUCAGUCUAGAGGAAGAGCUUGAAAUCAAGCAGGAGAGUGAUACCUUUGUUAUAACUUAUGAGGAAAGAGGAACGGACGCAAACAGCAACAAGCUGCAUGAAAACCAGUAUAAUAAAAUAAUUGAUGCUGAGGGUUCAGGAUCAAAUGGCGAUGGGGGUAGAAGUGACAAAGGAGACAACCUUAGACUAAAAGAACAGAAAAAUAAACACACAUCUUGUUCCUGUAAAGUUUGUGGAAAACGUUUAGCUCGUACCUAUUUAACUGAACACAUGAGAAUUCACACGGGAGAAAGGCUUUUCUUGUGCACAGUCUGUGGAAAAAGUUUUCGGCAAAAAAGUCAUUUGACUGUUCACAACCGAAUUCACACAGGAGAAAAGCCUUUCCCCUGCGUGAUUUGUGGAAAAAGUUUUACCCUACUAAUGAUUUUAAAAAAACAUAAGAACUCACACAGGUGAAAAACCUUUUUCCUGUCUGACCUGCGGUAAAAGUUUCAGGCAUAA